This is a messenger RNA of Phytophthora nicotianae INRA-310, 2012 nucleotides long. RefSeq lists its product as hypothetical. The transcript is spliced from 3 exons. Bases 612 to 1889 code for a protein of 425 amino acids. Lineage: Eukaryota; Oomycota; Peronosporomycetes; Peronosporales; Peronosporaceae. The record is from RefSeq and is a predicted model, not a curated record.
ACCAAAUUGACGACGACGUUCAUCAGAUUCUGGAAUGGCGAGAAUGGCCCCGUCACGUACGCGCGCCGUCAAGGCACCCGCCGCCUCCGCUGCUGCUCGUAAGCGGCGCCGGACGUCUCCCGAUUCCUCUUCUUCCGAGGAUGAGCAGGAGUUGGUGAAAGACACGCGUCGAGGCCGCGGCAAGCGGCAGAAGGCCAGCGCCAUUCUAAACGAAUUCACGAGUCUGGACGCGCUGCUGAGCAACGACCUGGCAGAAAAGCGUAAACGCGAGAAUCGCGAGCGCAAGCUGCAGAAGUUGCGCCAAGAGAGCGAGACUGUGGACAAGGAUGCACCGCUGGGAAAGCUCAUGAGUAGCAUGGACACCAACAUGUCGACGCUUUCGGGUGACAGCUAUCUGUUCUCGGCCCCAGAGGUGACAGUCACGGAAGAAAAGUUCGGCUAUGUAUUCACACCAAUGACCGAGGUCUGUGACUUGACUGCCGAGAGACUAUAUAUGAUAUAUAAGGACUAAUUGCUGCUUGGUGGUUUGAUUGAUUCAGCCGCUGCCGUACCGCACGUACAAGGCGACGGAAAAUGAGCUACAGAGCGACCUCAAGCUCGUGUACGAGACCAUGCAAACUACUGACGAUGAAGAGCUGAGCGGACUUCUGUGGUCCAAAGCCAUUUUGAUUCGCUGCAUGCUCAAGCGCCAGAGUGAAUCAACCAGUCGAGACGCUGGGAUGACGCCCAUAAUCCUACCUUCAAAGAUUGGAUCUUGGUUAUUUAUGACGAUGUCAACUCACAGCAAUAGCCACGUGGUUGGAGGGUGCUUCAGCAACCUCUUUUUGAUUCAGAGCUCCGCUAAGAAGAUGUUCAUCCCGAAUUUAAACUCGGCUCUUCCAGUGGCGUGUUUUUCGCAUCCGAUUGAGGAUUUUCGGUCAGCGUUUGGCACCAAUACCCCUCCUAUCGAAAUGGAAUGGGAGCCGUCCAUCUACGACUUCCUCAAUGCCUUCCGUGCAUACGGUUUCCAAGACAGUAAACGAUCGAUGAGUGUAAAAAGCAAGAUCCCUGCGACGCCCCCGUCCACAAAGAAGCGCGUGCUGCCCUUCCCGACCUUGAAUAUGCACUAUGUGCUCAUGUACUUGGUACUUUGUCUGCGCACCAAGACGCUGAAGUUGGAAGGAUAUGACGCAUUCAGUUUUACGAUGUUCUUCCUGCGCAUGCAAUUUGAAAGCGAUAUUCAUGCCAGUAUCGUAGACCUGGCUACCAUCUGUAUCGAAGAGCUACUGGACGUGUUUCCCCGAGCUGAGUGGCGACGCGAGUGGGCACCGCAGCUUGUGCUCCGCAUUGCUGGAGCGAACGAAGGUCUCUUUGAUUCAGCCGCGGGCUGGCUUGCUGUUGCCCGUCGACUUCCACGCACUAUGCGUGGCACACAACUCACUACGGGAUUGGCAAUCUACGUCCUGCAACAUCGAAUCGACAAAGAUCCACAGGAAGGGGCAACGUCGGAAAAGCCUUUAAAGUUUCCGAUUCAGAGUGGACUUGUGGUGGAUAUCGUGGCUGGCAUUGUGGAGGACUUGACCCAGAAGUAUGCCGAGACACGCAAGAGCAGCAAGGACUCGAAGAAAACGCCGCCAUUUGAUCUGCUGUGCAAGAAGGUCGCCCUGAUGGACCUGGCACUGCAGGCGUUCCUGAAUAUUCUCACCGCAAAGGAAAUUAAAAUUAUGCUGGGUAAGCUAGAUCAGCUUGCUGACGCUCACAAGUCUACAAUGUCGGCGAAAUGGCACGAGCUCAAGACGUUGGUCAGUCUCAUGCAUCGCAAAUACUCGCUGGAGAAUUUGCGUAUCGGCCGCGUCCGAAGUGCAUCGCCGUCUGCGAAAACCGUGUUGGCGUUUAGUGACGAUGAGUAGAUAUGCAACAAGGGAUAGAGAUUAACUGGACCUCGUUGAGUUUUAUGUCGGUAGCACUAGUGCUGCUCUUGGACCAGUGCCGCAUACUGUUUCUGCAAUUUGACCUCAAUGAGCUGCUGCGAG